Molecule: messenger RNA, 1843 nt
Organism: Nelumbo nucifera (sacred lotus)
Lineage: Eukaryota; Viridiplantae; Streptophyta; Magnoliopsida; Proteales; Nelumbonaceae
Product: basic helix loop helix (bHLH) DNA-binding superfamily protein
Source: RefSeq, a predicted model, not a curated record
CACGCUUCUCCUCUCUCCUCUCGAAUGCAUAGCGUAAUGCCACAGAGGUGGAGGGUGUGAAGAGGAAAUGGACGGAAAAGGCAACAGAGCGGAGGCACAGCGAUGUCUAGGAAUUGCAGAGAAGCUGCUAACGGCGCGGGAUCUUAUCGGGAGCAGGAGAUUCGCCACCCAAGCACAGGAAUCAGACCCAUUUCUGGACGGCAUAGACCAGAUCCUCGCCGUCGCCGACGUUCUUCUCGCUGCCGAGAAGCGGAUCAACAACCACCUUGAUUGGUACGCUAUCCUGCAACUCGAUGGUCAAUCUAACGAUCUAGAACUCAUUAAGAGAAAAUAUAGAAGGCUCGCCUUGCUCUUGCAUCCCGACAAGAACAAGUCCUUCUUCGCCGAUAAGGCGUUCAAGCUCAUAGCCGAUGCUUGGGCCGUGUUAUCUAAUCCUUCUAAGAAGUCUCUGUACGAUAAGGAACUCAAUCUGUUCUCAAUUGCUUCGAUGAAUGAGCUGCCUCGAGAGCGGCAAAUGCAAGAAAACCAACGAAAACAACGGGAACAUUGUUUCCAUCCGAAAAGACAACAUCCACCAGAAAAAGGGGAACACUCGGCAGGACGAUACCCUAGAAGUAAGAUGAAGCAGACACCGUCGCCAUUGUUGACGACUUUCUGGACUGCGUGUCCUUACUGUUAUAAUCUCUAUGAGUAUCCUAGGGUUUAUGAGGAAUGUUCUCUUAGGUGUCAGAAUUGUCAAAGGACGUUUCAUGCAGUCAUGGUUCUUUCGCCUCCUCCGGCAGUUCCCGGGAAGGAGGUCUAUUACUGUUGUUGGGGUUUCUUCCCUUUAGGAUACUCGUUGCCCAACGUGGACUCUAGCAAAAAUGCAUGCUUUCCUAAUUGGAUGCCCUUCUCUCCAAUGGUCGCAUCCCCCACUAAACCACCAGAGGGGAAACGGAACACGACAACAUCCAAGACUGGUUUAGGUGUGUCGGAUGAUUGUGAUUCGUCUGCAGACACAGACACCAGGAGUAAAAAGGAGAGAACCUUUGAUGUCAAGGAGAAAGUUUCGCCCAACAAGAAAUCUGAGAGAUUGCAGAAGGAGAAAGAGAAGGGAGAAAAUAUCUUAUUUGGGUCAGGGAGAAAGGAUCGUCAGGGCUCUGAAGAUGGAAACGUAACUAGAGGAAAUCAGCAGCAGGAGGUGCCCAAACCUCCCUCACCUCAGAAGAAGAGGAAGAAGAUAGUUGCGAAGAAAACCAAAAAACACAUGAGCAAAAGGACAGUAAGUAAGAAUGUAGAAACAACAGCUUCCCCCGAAACAAUGACACUGGAUUUGAAUACAGAGUUCAGGGAGGAGGUGGGGAAGUCUACACCUGCAACGGGUGUAAGCACAGAUACAGGAAGCAAAGAUGAUGAUGUAGGGAUUGGGUUUUUUGAGGGAUUAGAUGAUUUUCUCGGUACUCUGCCAAUAUUUUCUGUCGUAGAGGAUGACAAGGUUGACGGUACAGGAAAGUAGAAUAGAAUCCCUGUUGUUAUAGGUCUAUCAUUUUGGACAGAGAAAAACGAACAACCAGAAGAUGCAGCUGAGGGGAUUGGUUUUCUGGGGGAAACUUGUGAUGGGCUUCUUUUGUAGGGGAUGGACAAAUGAAGGUAGAACACUUGAUCAUUCUGCACAGUGUAAAAAUGAGCAACCAGAAUUUUACUUAAAUUGGUUGCCUUACAGGCUGCAAAAUGUAAGUUUUGAUUUGCAUCAGUGUGAUUCCUUCAGCUUCUGGCCCUCUUGAAUGACUUGUUUGCUUCUGUUUAAUUCUUCUUAUUUGAAUGCUUGAACCACUGAUUUUUAAGUUCAGAUCAGUUCAAAAUA